AUGGGUCAGGUGUCAGAUUUAUUGAAUCAUGCCAAGGGCAAGAAACACCAGGAUGCGCUUCAGACACUGGGCUUGCAGGAUCCAGAGGGUCAGGGCGACGGGCAAGUGGCUGAGGAUGACAAUGGCAACGUCCAUGGCAUUUGCUCUGGUUUGUCUCUCAAGGUUCCACGGAUGGACACUUGGAUCUCAGUCCUGAACUCUGUAUUAUCCCGCGCAUCGUUUCUUGCAACGACUGACAAGGCUGCAAAUAUUGGGUCUGGCUUGCUCUGCCUUGAAGCAGAUUCCUCGGCGACUGUGUCGAGGAAAAUCUUGCAGUGCCUGCGAUUUCCUUUGGACCAGCAGGACAUGUGGCAUCUGAAAAAUGCAGUGGCAGCCUCCAUAGCCCUUGACCGUGGAGAGGGCUUCCUCAUCGUUCAUGCCCGUGUGCUUUCGCGCCGGGGUCUCUACGACACGUUCCUGGGAAUCGACGGCGGGGGCGCGGUUGACGCAGACAACCCAGAUGCGUCUCUUCAGAUCCUCCAGGCACUGAAGAGAGUUAUUGCACGGGCCGUGACAUCGCGAGGUGAUUCUCGAAGGUCCAGCCUGUAUGCUGCUGACGACGAGCAGCCAGACCUCGAGGUAUUCAAGCACUUCACCUCGAAGGUUUUGUCGAUGGUGGCCGACGGAGGCCCCUGCGAGCAACGGGCUUUGUACGAGGCGGACAGAUCGCAUCGGCUGCGAUCAGUGGAAAAGCUUUUUUGGAAGCGCCUGCCCGACACCUUCGACCGAUUCUGGCAGAGUUUGCUGACGGGCAAACACUCCUUGGCUUCUUUUCUCGAGAACUCUGAGAAAUUCAGUCAGGCAUUCAUGCGCAAACAAUCCGAGAACAAGGCUGCAGCACAAGAAGAUGACAUUGUUUCCUCGGCAAGUUUCGUCGGCCUGAUCAAGUCGCUGUCCUUCGCAGAUCACAGGUUCGACAGUCGGAAGAGACCACUGUUUCGUCUCUUCAAACUGUUUAUCACAGUGCUCGACCUCUUGGAGGACAUAGCAAGUCAAGGCGGGCAAUGGGACCGUGAGGACCGCAACAUUGCAGUCAAUCUCCUCACCCAGAUCGGGGGAGACACAGGAUUCUGCACCUGUGUCUCCGCAGCAGUCAUCGCAGACACCAUGCUUUUGGGGUGGCCGAUGCUGAAGGUUUGCGACCAGGACGCAUCAGAUUUUAGCUUGGCCGGACCGAUGGCGGCUAAGACCUUGGCCACCCUGAAACAUUUUCUCUACGACGGAGCAAUCUGGCUGCCACAGGCCAAAGACACGUUGACCCAUGCGGUAUUAUCAUCCAUCCGCGAUCGAGCUGUUUUUGUUGGACGCGGCUCGAUCACAGCCAAUCAAGGUCGCCAGAGAGCUGCUUGGCUGUUUUAUGCCAUCUUUGAGGCCUUCUUCAAGUCCCACUUCCCAGGGUACGAGGAAGCAAACCUUCUGGGAGCUUUCAACUUGACUGUGGAGAUGUCCCUGUCUGACCGCCAGCGACUAUUUCUUGCGCUUUGCGAACGGCUGGGCUUGAAUGGGUCUGCAGCAUGGCAAUCAAUGGUUGGGAGCGGUCCAACGACAGGCUUGCUGCAGCAGGCUCGGUACUGGAGUUCUGAUGCAGGACUUCUGGUUGCUGGGCAGGAGGACCAGUCCAAGUUGGUGUGUCAUUUGCCACAAAGCCCACAUCAGAGAGCAUGGCUACGCACUUGGCAGGGUGCAAGGAAGAAUGCCUCCCACGCUGCAGCCUUGAAGGUCAUUGAAUUUUACUUAUCUUCCUUGGCCGGGACCGGCACUGUAGAGCGGUCUGUGGGGCAGCUGGGCUCUCUUUUGUCGAGGCGGGCUGGGCUUCACGAACGCACCGUCGAAGCGAUGAUGAAGAUGCUGCAGCAGGACGAGAAAGGGCGCCGAACAACAAGGUUGGACCCUAAGCAGCUGCUCACAAAAGAGGGGCCACGUAGGACGGCCGGACAGGCAAUCGUGCUGCAUCCUGCGAGUGCUUACCUUCUCCGGGUUCAGAAGCGAUAUGCUUUAUGGUUCGGAGAACGAGCUGCUGCAGCAUGGUCUUUGGAAGUCCCAACUUUACAGGAGCUUGCGGUACAGCAGGCCAAGGCAAAGAGACCUAGGCUGUACUGCCCCAGCCCGCAGCAUGCGAAUUCCGAGAAGGCGCAACUUGAGGCGCAUGCUGCUUCUUGCAUGACUGCAAUUGCGGCCGUCAAGACGGAUGUGGGCCCAGACACCAUGACAGUUCUGGGCAAGCCUCUGGGCAUAGUUCCUUCUGGGGCCUCACACGGCGACCUCAUGUCAAGCAUGGCAGAAGAAGCUUGGGAGAUGCGCAAGAGGCGCAAGACGGCGCAGUCGCAAAGGUCUGACGGAAUCGAGCCCCAAGCACUUGAGUUCUAUGGCCAACACCCUUCAUCAGGUGCCGCGUCAUCACAAUCUUUGCCAAGCACGCCUUGUGGUAUGCGGGCAUUGCUGGCUUCUCAGUCUGGCUCAGCUCAAGAUCCAGACGCUAAUGAUGGCCUUGACUGGAGCAAAGGCGUGAAAGCAGUAGCCAAGCAGGCAGAGGUCGCCGAGAAGAUGGCCCAGGCACAGAUACUUGCCGUUCCUGGGCAACCGGCUGCUUUUGUAGACUCCAAGGGAGGUCGCAUGCUGCCGAAGCCAGACACCAAAGCUCAGCCAGAGAAGGUGCCUCAGAUGCCAUUCAGGCCAGUGGUCAUCAUCCGCAAGGGUGCCGAGGAGGCGAGAACGUGGCUUCCGAAGCCCUUCAACAUCGGGGCUUUUCCUGGGUCGUGUGAUGUCGUGCUGGUCCCAUCUGUGACAUCUAGCUCUGCCGAGGCGCUGCUUGCUCGCCUGGAGGGUGCCCGAUUGAUAGACGUGGACCACCGUUGCGUCCAGUACAGAGGCAGCAGCAAGCAGCACCACCUUUUUUAUGUCCAGGAUUGCUUCGCAAGAGCAUACCCAAAACACACAGAGGUGCUGCUUCAGUGCUCAAUUCGGAGCCCUAUGAUGAGGACAGGUGGAGUCAAGGUGCCGCGGCUCACGGUUCAGAGAAGUGCGCUGCCAGAAGAAAUGAAAUGGCCAGACAGAUCCUUCCAGCUGGUGCGUUCACUUGCAGACGGUGGCCAGAGGAUGCUGGAUCUUGAGGGUUUGCUGCAGAUCUGUGGCCGAUGUUACGGGCCAGUGCCAAGCGCUGCAUCGGGCAGCAGAUGA
Molecule: messenger RNA, 3216 nt
Organism: Symbiodinium sp. CCMP2592
Lineage: Eukaryota; Dinophyceae; Suessiales; Symbiodiniaceae
Source: the annotation of a GenBank genome assembly